UAGCCUCGCCCGUGUGAGAGAUUUGGAGAUUUCCGGGUCCUGUGACUUAUCAGGUGGUUGUCCGUCAGGAGGAGAGGGGCAGACUCUUACUGCGCUUUCUCUUUUAUAUCACCUCUCUCUCUCUCUCUCUCUCUCUCUUUCCUUCUCCCCUCUCUCUCUCUCACUCUCACCCAGACACACACUGAACUCCUCUCCCGGCCUGACUGCAGGACAGAGAGACAGAGACAGAUUUAGAGAAAAAGUGGAAGUGUUGGUGGGAAGUUGUGGGAAGUUGUCGGGUCUCUCGGUAACUGUCACUCACUGGCUGUAGCAGCGGCAGUAGCAGCAGCAGCAUGGCCGGCGGCUCGGUGUCCGAGUGUAAGGAGUACCUGUUCAAAGUUCUGGUGAUCGGUGAACUGGGAGUGGGAAAGACCAGCAUCAUCAAACGAUACGUACACCAGCUCUUCUCCCAGCACUACAGAGCCACCAUCGGCGUGGACUUCGCUCUCAAAGUCAUCAACUGGGACAGCAAAACACUAGUCCGGCUGCAGCUGUGGGACAUCGCAGGUCAGGAGCGGUUUGGGAACAUGACCAGAGUGUACUAUAAGGAGGCUGUGGGAGCGUUUGUGGUCUUUGAUGUGACCAGAAGCUCCACUUUUGAGGCUGUGUCAAAAUGGAAGCAUGACUUGGACAGUAAGGUGAAACUGGCCAAUGGCAACCCCAUUCCCUCUGUCCUGCUGGCCAAUAAAUGUGACCAGAAGAAAGAUGGAUCCAACAAUGCCUCCCUCAUGGACACCUUCUGCAAGGAGACUGGCUUUCUGGGCUGGUUUGAGACAUCAGCGAAGGAAAAUAUAAAUGUUGAUGAGGCGGCCCGGUUCCUUGUGGAGAACAUCCUCCUCAAUGAUAAAGGCCUUCCGUACGAGGAAAGCAAUGGUGACCGCAUCAAGCUGGAUCAAGAGCCAUUGCCUGGGGAGAUCAAGUCGGGCUGCUGCUAGCAUCAGGCCUCCUCUGUCCACUCACCUGUACUACAGGAGGGCAUAUCUGCCAGGGACUGAGACUCCCUGUCCCUUUUCCUCGAACACCAGGGCCCUCUCCAUCCCUCUCAGCUUACGUCCACCCAGCGGCACAAGCACAUGUCCUGGUCUCCAGAUGGAAUCCAUAGCCAUGAAGAUGAUGCAUUGUGUAGUGACCACUCCAUAUAUCUCACUCGUUCUGUGUUUGUUCCUGCCUUUCUCUAACUUUUGUAUAAUGAUGUUUGUGUUAAGAACUUUUAUAUUGUAGCAAAACCUCCAAUAAGGCGAAUCAGUUUUUUUUGGUAUUGUAUAGCAUUCUUGUUACAUUACUGAAUGCAAUCCUAUGGGUAUCAUAGGAGGGUGUACCAAGUACAUCUCAUCUUUCUGCCAUAUGCAGUUAAAGCUGGCAUGACUAAUGGGUUUGCAGGGAGAGUGAGCAGUUAAUGGUCCACACUGGUCAUAAAGUUAGGAAGUAAUAGGGCUUUCCCAAUGUGGGUUAGCCAAUAAACUUUUAAAUUGAAGGAAAAAAGGUGGCUUCCAGCUACAAGGCAUUCACCUAGGAAAACACUUAUUGGGAGUUAUCCACUCUCCUGUAGGAAAAUACAACUUUUAUUUAAAAGUUUCAUAUGUUGUUCAGUUUUUUCUGUCUCCUGUUUUACUCUCUCGCAUUUUUGUCUAUUUUGUAUCAGUGUAUCAGUUGCCUCACAGAGUUCAAGCAUACGAAGCUUAUCACAAAGAACACACUUGUCCAGAGUGUCACGAAAUCAUAAGGUUGUCCUCUAGUGAGAGAUAUAUCAGUAUAUCAGAGGUGUGGAUGUGAGCACUUCAAAUAUGUCUUAUGGAGAAUAGGGCUGCUUCAGACUCUGUAGCCUGUUCUAUGCAAGGACUGAUGUUCAUUUUGAUUCAGUACCAAUUUUGAAAUGAUACUGAAUAAGGUGUUUGAACACCUGUCCUAAUCAUUCCUUUUAUUCCAGAAAGAGCUGGAGGCAAAUGUAACUUUUUUUAAAUAUGCUGGAAUCAACACAUGUUGGAAUAACACUGACAGUAAAUAAAAAAAACUAAACCAA
Molecule: messenger RNA, 2059 nt
Organism: Astyanax mexicanus (Mexican tetra)
Lineage: Eukaryota; Metazoa; Chordata; Actinopteri; Characiformes; Acestrorhamphidae
Gene: rab32a
Product: RAB32a, member RAS oncogene family
Exons: 3
Coding region: 333-974 (213 amino acids)
Biological process (GO): vesicle-mediated transport
Cellular component (GO): Golgi apparatus; vesicle; trans-Golgi network
Molecular function (GO): GTPase activity; GTP binding
Source: RefSeq, a predicted model, not a curated record